This is a messenger RNA of Gekko japonicus, 2846 nucleotides long. Its product is annotated as epithelial chloride channel protein-like. NCBI's taxonomy places the organism in Eukaryota, Metazoa, Chordata, Lepidosauria, Squamata, Gekkonidae. The coding region runs from base 2 to 2731 and encodes 909 amino acids. The transcript is spliced from 14 exons. The record is from RefSeq and is a predicted model, not a curated record. Gene Ontology annotation, biological process: chloride transport. Gene Ontology annotation, molecular function: intracellularly calcium-gated chloride channel activity.
GAUGAUGGUUAAUAUAUGGCUUCUUGCCUUGAUGAUAAAAUUACUACAUGGGGUGACAGGUUCCUUGGUGAAACUCAACAAUGGUGGAUUUGAAGACAUUGUUAUUGCAAUUAAUCCUCAGUUACCAGAAGAUGACAACAUUGUCAACAGUUUAAAGGAAAUGGUUAAAGAAGCAUCUACUUAUCUGUUCAGUGCCACAAAACAAAGGUUUUAUUUCAAGUCUGUAAAAAUUAUAGUUCCUUUGACAUGGGAAAGCAAAAGUGAAUACAGAAGAGUAACCAUGGAAUCCUAUGAAAAGGCAGAUAUCAUAGUGGCUGAGCCUUUCCUGAAAUAUGGAGAUGAUCCAUAUACCUUGCAAUAUGGUGGAUGUGGAGAACAGGGACGAUAUAUUCAUUUCACAUCAAACUUUCUGACAAAUGACAGUUUGCAUGAUGUCUAUGGACCACGAGGUAGAGUCUUGGUCCAUGAGUGGGCUCAUCUCAGAUGGGGUGUAUUUGAUGAAUACAACAAUGAUGCACCUUUCUAUCCUGCUGGGCAAAACAGGGUUGAAGCAACAAGAUGCUCAGCUGAUGUCACUGGUCAAUAUGUAUUCCCAACUAAAGAUGGAAAAACCAGGACAUGCAGAUAUGAUCAUCGAACUCAGGUGUAUGAAGCUGGGUGCCAGUUUGUACCAGAUAGAAAGCAAAGUACUCCAGCAUCUAUAAUGUACAUGCAAAGUCUCUCUUCAGUUACAGAGUUCUGCAACAGCAGUAGCCAUAAUGUUAAUGCAGCAAAUUUGCAUAACAAACUAUGCAAGUACAGAAGCACCUGGGAAGUAAUCACAACAUCUCAAGAUUUUGUUGAUUCAUCACCAUUAAGUGUUCCUCCACCUGCCCCAACUUUCUCCUUGCUACAAACCCAGGAUAGAGUUUUAUGUUUAGUACUUGAUGUUUCUGGUAGUAUGGCUUCCAAUAAUCGAAUUGAUCGUCUGAAUCAAGCUGCAGAAAUAUUUAUCCGUCAGAUUACUGAAAUACCUUCCUGGGUUGGAAUUGUCACAUUCAAUAGUGCUGCAACAAUUCAGACUGGUCUUCAACAGAUAAUCAGUGAUAAUGUGCGCGAUUCUCUUAUACGCCUUUUGCCUACAUCAGCUGAUGGAGGAACUAAAAUCUGUACAGGAGUUCAAAAAGGAUUUGAUGUGUUUUUACAGAGUUACUCAAGUACUGAGGGCUAUGAAAUUGUGCUGUUAACAGAUGGAGAAGAUUCAGAUGUAAGUUCUUGCUUUAGCACAGUUCAAAAAAGUGGGUCAGUAAUCCAUACCAUUGCCUUGGGACCAAGUGCUGAAAAAGAAUUGGAAAUGUUGGCAGACAUGACAGGAGGUUUGAAAUUUUCUGCUACUGAUAGCUUGGAUUCUAACAGUCUUAUAGACGCUUUCGCUGGGAUUUCUUCAAGGGAUGGAAAUAUCUCGCAACAAGCUAUUCAGCUUGAAAGCAAAGGUCAGAGCAUCAAACCCAUGGAGUGGCUAAAUGGUACUGUAUCCCUUGAUAAAACUGUGGGAAAUGACACUUACUUUGUAAUUACUUGGAGUGACCGCAUACACCCACCUGGAAUAUUUCUGACUGAUCCAAAAGGGAAAAAGUACAAUCAAACAGACUUUGUAACUGAUAAUACCAAUCACCAUAUGGCUCGACUCAAGAUCAGUGGAACUGCAGAGGCAGGAGACUGGAGUUAUGCAAUCCAAAGUACACACACAGCAGGAGCUCAAGUCAUAUCGAUGACAGUCACCACUCGAGCUGCGUCUCUGACUGUGCCUCCAGUGACUGUGAAGUCCUAUUUGAAUAAAGAUACCAAUAACUACCCUAAUCCAAUGAUCAUUUAUGCAGAAGUGAGUCAGGGUUUUUUGCCUGUUAUUGGUGCAAAUGUCACAGCCACUGUUGAACCAGCAUCUGGCACUGCUAUAGAACUAGAACUUUAUGACACUGGUUCAAGUCCUGAUAUUUUCAAGAAUGAUGGAAUCUACUCAAGGUAUUUCACAUCUUUCAAUGGAGAUGGAAGAUACAACAUAAAAAUACGUGUCCAAGGGAAAGAUAAGACUGUCAGACGUGUCCGUAGAUAUAGUCAAGCUCUGUAUGUGCCAGGAUAUGUAGAAAAUGGUGUAAUAAAAAUGAACACGCCAAGACCUGAAGUCAGUGAGGAUGAAAUCCAACCAGACAUUGGAAAUUUCAGCAGAAUUGCAUCAGGAGGUUCUUUUGUACUGGCAGGAGCUCCUCCAAGCGGUUCAAGUCCUCCUCCAGAUGUCUUUCCACCCUGUAAAAUCACUGACCUUGAAGCGCAGUUAGAAGAUGAUGAAUUCCUUUUGUCCUGGACAGCUCCUGGGAAUGACUAUGAUAUUGGGAAAGUGGAAAGAUAUGAAAUAAAAAUGAGUAAAAAUCCCUUGGAAUUAAGAGAUGCUACCUUUCAUACAGCCAUUUCUGUGAACACAUCUGGUCUGACAACUGAGUUUGCAGGGAUCAAACAAUCCUUUCAAUUUAAGCCUGAAAACUUCACAAAAGAAAAUGGCACCACCAUCUACUUUGCAAUUCGUGGCAUUGAUGACAGCAACAAUGUUGGAGAAGCAUCCAAUAUAGCAAGAACAGUUGUCCUUGUUUCCACAUUUCCUACUACCCUCCCUAGUACAGCGAGCAGUUACACUAUGACCUCUGUCACGACUACUCACUUCUUUCUUUGUGUGUGUGUGUGUUAUGUGGUUAGAUAAAGUGUGUCUUUAACUCAUUAUUUCUCUUUCUCUUUGGGUGUGUAAUGCGGCCACCAGGGAUUUAAUUCCAAUCUUAUUAUUUAACCUUUCCCAUAGAAUUGUGCCCAAGCUCUAA